AUGCAGCUUCUUGAUGAAUACUCAUCCAUCUACCAAGACAGCACGGAUUCAUCUUUGUCGCGUAAACCUGAUGUAUCCGUAAGCACUGCAACAAACAGUGUUUACUCGUUGUCGCUUUCUCAGCAUAGCACAGGUCUUGCAGUGGAAGGUAGCACUUCCGUUGUUGGAAAUGGGCUAAAGGCAUCUGAACUUCGUAAAACGAAAGUCGGGAUGCCGAGGAAGAGUUUGAGUUUGCAAACAAGCGCUGAGACUCUCAAUCAAGGGUUGGGUUUUGAAUCCAUGCCGUUGGUUGGUCGUGGCAAGGAAGUAUCUCAACUCAAGCACUGCUUUGAUCGUAUGCUUCAACAAAUACCCGAAGACUCGCAGUCCUCCCUCGAAAGCAAAAAGGAACUUGUCCUUGUCAAAGGAGAAAGUGGAGCUGGCAAGUCAGCAGUUGCCAUGACUCUUGAAAAAGAGGUAUUGGAACAUGCCGACGGGAUUUUUGUUCAAGGCAAAUUCGAUAUGAAUACUAGCAGCAAGCCGUACUCUGGUAUCUGCAAAGCCUUUGGUGCCCUGUGUCAGAAAAUCAUGGAUUCGCCAGCCGAGGCAGUAUGCACUGUGCAAGCUGCCAUCCAUGAGCAAGUUGGAAAUGACGCUGACCUACUAGUUCACCUAGUUCCAGAACUGAAAGGCCUGCUCACCGAUCCUGUUAACGAUCCGGCCGUCACAAAUGUUGGUGCUGAUGCAGUGCAGGGCGGACUAGAGCGCGUUCGCUUUAGUUUACGUGUCCUGAUGAGAAUCUUCAGUUCCACUUUCUCUCCAUUGGUCAUCUUCUUGGAUGACCUGCAAUGGGCAGAUGUGUCAUCUUUGCAGGUGCUGGAAUUCUUAUUGUCAGAUACUCAAAAUGAUAACCGUCUGAUGAUCAUUGGCUGCUACAGGUCUGAUGAAGUGGACGAGAAUAGUUUGCUGCAUAACAAGAUUGCUGCUCUUCAAGAAAUGACAACAAAGUACAAUUUCUGCGUUACGGAAGUUUCUGUCGGCGCCUUUGGACUCAACGAAAUUGAGCAAGUGGUUUCAACCUUGCUGCCGAACCCAAACGUAUCUGCAAGGCUUGGUCUUGCCAAAAUCUGUCUGAAGCGGACUCUUGGAAAUCCCUUCUUUGUGUUGGAGUUUUUGAAGAUGCUACAUCAAGAAGGAUUGGUGCAACGCCAUACCGAUGCUUCCAAAGCAUUUACAUGGAAUGUGGACAAGGUCGACAAUGAAACUAUGGCUACUGCGAAUGUGACCGUCAUGCUUCACAAUCAGCUGACAAAAUUGCCACAGCAAGUACAAGCACUAUUGCAAUGCGCUGCUUACCUGGGAUCCACCUUCACUGAGUCGACCAUCGAUCUUGUGUGGACAGCCUAUGGUCGUCGCCUUGUCGAAACCAAACUCGAGCGUACUGUUGCUUUGCUGGAAAUCAUCGUGAAAGAGGAGGUCCUGGAAAAGUAUGCUAACAGCAAAUACCGAUGGGUACACGACAAGCUCCAAGAAGCGGCCCUCUCACUUACCGGCAAGCAGCGCGAGUCUUUCCAGCUGGAUAUUGGUCGCACUUUGUACUACGGUUUGAAUAGGAAACAGGUGGAAGAAGAGCUGUUUUCCGUUGUAGAUCUUAUCAACAAUGGAAAUGUAUUGCAGCUUACCGAAUUUGCAAGUGCUAACUUAAGGGCUGCUGAGAAGGCGAGGGACUUGUCAGCAUACCAAUCCGCAGCAGAGUAUGCAGCACAUGGAAUCGCCCUACUGGAGGAUGACAAGUGGUCGUCGGAUCGACUUUUGACCUUGAAGCUAUAUACUAUGGGAGCCGAAAUGGAGGCCAUGUUAGGCAAUGUCGAUGCCACCAAUCGCUACACUGAAGAAGUCCUUGCGCAAGGUGAUUUCGAACAAUUGGAAAUCGUUCCUCUGAAAAUGGCAAAGGCCAAUAUGCUUCAUCAUGAUUUCAAGUUUGACGAAUCGGUGAACUUCUGCAUGCAAAUACUUCGGGAUCUUGGCUGCAAGGUAGCAUGGGCAAGACGAUUGGUACCAGUUCAAGCAAUUGUCACGCUAAUGCGCCUCUCAAAGAGGGCAAAGGCCCUGCCCCAAAGCUUCUACGACAAGUUGGUUCCUAUCAAAGACCCAAGGCAGAUGGCAAUCGCUUCUGUUUUCUCAAAAUUGGUGACUUACUCUUUUUUCAAGGGGGAUAUGUUGUUGUACACUUUGCUUAACUGUAGACUGCUAGAGAUGACUCUCAAUCAUGGAAUCAAUGAGUUCUCUGCCAAGAGCUUCGCAUCAAUUGCUGGGACACUAAUCAUUGCAAACGAAGAUUAUGAAACGGCUACUACAUUCAACAAUAUUGCUCUUUCUAUGAUCAAAAAGUUCCGAGGAAUGCAUGCUAGUGAAACAACAUACCUUGCCUGUGGCCCAGGGCUGGCAUGGGUAAUACCAUUUGAGGAGAUACAAGUAACACUGAGAAGUGCUGUUGCAGAAGGUCUUAGAGAAGGUGACUCUAUGGCAGCGAUGUGGAAUCUCUUGACAUCCCAUGUGGAUUUACCUUAUGCAAUGGGUAGACCCCUAGCUGUACUCCUGAAAGAGAUUUCCGCUGUUUGCAUUCAGUGCGAGAACGAGAAAGUGCCACUCAAUGGAGUAGCAGCAGAAACAAUGCGCCAAAUGAUACUGAAGCUACGCGGAGCCUCUGGUUCCAACCCAAUCGAGCUCGAAUGUGAUAUGUUUGGUCUCUCCAAAGAGGAAGAAACGAACUCUGUAAACCUAGGCUUUAUCCAUUUUGCACAGACUGAGCUCGCAUUAUUCAACGGUAAUGACUAUGAGUCCGCGGCAAAAAGAGCUCUGAAAGUGGGUGAUGAGUACUCCAAACUGAUUCCAGCCUAUCCGAUGUUCAUGGUCGAGCUGUUUCAUCGAGCGGUUCCACUCUUUGCGGCUGCACGUCUCACCAAGAAGAGACAGUACAAGGUGGAAGCUAGAAGACUUUUGAAACGAAUCAACAAGUGGAUCAAGGCUGGAAACGCCAACGUCCAGUACUACUUCUUGUUUCUUACAGCCGAGAACCUGGUAUUAGACAAGAAAUAUGACGCAGCCGACGAGAUGUACAACGAUGCCCUCGCCAAAGUUACUGCUAAAGGGCAUUUGAACCAUCUUGGAUUGAUCAAUGAGCGAUAUGCCGACUUUUUGAUUGAGGCACGUUCGUCAGAAGCAAGGGGGAAAGAACAUUUGAAUAAAGCAAUUCAAUAUUACAAGGAGUGGGGAGCUGAAUCAAAAGCGAAGAUGGUGGAGUUUCGACUGAGCACUUUGAAAUGA
Cylindrotheca closterium is the source of this 3306-nucleotide messenger RNA. Lineage: Eukaryota; Bacillariophyta; Bacillariophyceae; Bacillariales; Bacillariaceae. The record is from the annotation of a GenBank genome assembly.